AGCAACAUUCGACUCGGUGUGCAAGUCUAAAACAGGUUAACUUGUACAGUUGGCCCUUAACGUCGACGGGAAUUGACCACUACUAAUUCCGGCAUCGAGAGAUGACAGACGCGUGAUCGCCUACAGUAUAUAAAGAAGCCCACACGCACCGAUCGAAUGGCAACCCACCGACCUAGUAUAGUCCCAAGCAUCCUACAAAGGUAGAAAGAUGUCACGAUCGCGACUCCCCGUCCUCUUUGUCCUUGUCGUCUCGCUCGUCGUGCUGGUGUCGGGCCAGCCUCGUCCGGUGGUCGUUCCGGUGACCAAGGACACCGCCACCUCCCUCUAUACCAUCCCCUUGUACGACGGCGCCAACCUCGUCGUCGACAUCGCGGGCCCGCUCGUGUGGUCGACGUGCCAGCGAGACCACCUGCCGGCGAAGUUCGCGUGCAAGAGCGACACCUGCAAGCUCGCCAACGCCUACCCCGUGCCGGGCUGCCCAGCGACCGGCUGCGGCCGCGACCCGCGCAAGGACAUGACGUGCACGACGUACCCGUACAACCCGGUCACCGGCUCGUGCGCCGCCGGGAGCCUUGUCCACACGAGGUUCGUCGCCAACACCACCGACGGCAAGAACCCGGUGAGACAGGUGUCUGUGAGGGCCGUGUCGGCGUGCGGAACGACAAAGAAACUCCUGGCGUCGCUGCCGCGGGGCGCCUCGGGUGUGGCCGGGCUCGCGGGCUCCGCCUUGGCGCUGCCGGCGCAGGUGGCGUCGUCGCAGAAGGUCGCCAAGAAGUUCCUCCUCUGCCUGCCAACCGGCGGCGCCAACGGCGACGGCGUGGCCAUCUUCGGCGGCAGCCCGCUGUACCUGGAGUACACGGGGUCGGUGGAGUACACCUCGUCUCUGGAGCACACGCCGCUCGUCACCAGGAAGGGCAGCCCCGCGUACUACGUCGCCGUCAAGUACAUCGCGCUGGAUAACUCCCGCGUGCCGCUCCCACCUCUCGCGCUCGCCACGAGCGGCGUGGUGCUGAGCACGACGGCGCCCUACACUGUGCUCCGCGCGGACGUGUACCGCCCGUUCCUGGCCGCGUUCCGCGAGGCCACGGCGGCGCAGUGGCAGUACGCGCAGAAGCCACGCGAAGUGAAGCCCGUGGCGCCGUUCGGGGUGUGCUACGACGCGCGGACGCUGGCCAACACGCGGAUGGGGUUCAUGGUGCCGAGCGUGACGCUGGCGCUUGAGGCAGAGAAGAACUGGACGAUGACCGGCGUGAACUCGAUGGUGGCCGUGAAGCCGGAGAAGGCGUGCCUGGCCUUCGUGGAGAUGAAGGAUGUGAAGGCCGGAGAUGGCAAGGCGCCGGCGGUGAUCGUUGGAGGAUUCCAGAUGGAGAACUUCGUGCUAGAGUUCGACCUGGAGAGGAAGCGGUUCGGGUUCCUCAGGCUGCCCUACUACGCGCAAUGCGGCCACUUCAAUUUCACUCGGAGCUCUUAGACCUUAAAAUGUCAAUGUCUUCACCUACGUUGCUUUUUUUAGACCACUCCCUGUAAUUCUUAUAGUAUGUCACUUGGAGAGCCUUUGACCUUUUACUGCUUGUAAUAAUAAAUAAACAAAUGUCCUGAGGUGUUAAUUGGAAUACCACCUGUUACUG
Messenger RNA from Lolium perenne, 1628 nucleotides. Its product is annotated as chitinase CLP-like. Gene Ontology annotation, biological process: proteolysis. Gene Ontology annotation, molecular function: aspartic-type endopeptidase activity. NCBI's taxonomy places the organism in Eukaryota, Viridiplantae, Streptophyta, Magnoliopsida, Poales, Poaceae. The record is from RefSeq and is a predicted model, not a curated record.